UAUAUUUCACGUUGCAGAAUGAGACCUGGAGGUUAACGGAGGCUUCAGCUUCUGCACAAAUAGCUCGGGUUCUGGGGGUCUACCCUGGGCUCCUUGAUAUGGUGUGAGGCCUCCCCUCUCCUUUCCAUUAAGGUGGUUGCUCCCACGCCACCCGGAAGUGCUUGUGGCCCGGUUCCGGGAGUGAGCUGGUGGCAGGACAUGGACGUGCCUGGCGGUGUCUGCAGCCGGAGCGGAGCACUUUCGUCUGCGGAUCCGGCUCCUGCCUCGGUGCCCCUGGCGGAGCUCCUGCAUCUGGUCCAGAAGGGCCAGGAGCUCCCAGGCCUGGAGAAACGCCACAUCACUGCGACCCACGGUGAACCCACGGUGUCUCUGCUCCCACGGAAGUCCAAGCCCUGGGAAGACGCGGGCUCAGCCGCCUUAUCCCGCACUGCCGCCCUAGACUCGAGGACGCAGCCUUCGACCAUCGAGGAGCCGGCCCGGGGCAGCCCAGCCGCCCAACUCCAUGGAGGCCCAAGGGAUUCCUGAGGCUCGAGGUGUUUCCGCAACUGAGAUCCGGAGGGCGUGACAGGAUCCUACACGAACUUGAGAGUCUGGACACAUGCCACCUUUACUCAUCUUUCUGCAUCUGCCACGAUCUGUCUCAAGCAGACCCAGUAUUCCUGGGGGAUUCAGUGUUGCCCAGUAAUUUUGGUUUUGGACGGUGAACCUCAACUUUAUACUGUGUUCUAGUCCAUUUGUGUAACUGAAACAAGUUUCCCUAGUCACAGUAACAGAGCACGACCUCCUGGGUCAGCUUAUUCUAAUAAUACUGAUAAAGUGAAACAUAUCUAAAAAGCGUUGGGGAUUUAGCUCAGUGGUAGAGCGCUUGCCUAGCAAGCACAAGGCCCUGGGUUCGGUCCCCAGCUCCGAAAAAAAGAAAAGAAAAAAAUAAAAAGCAUUUCUAAUUUUGCA
Messenger RNA from Rattus rattus (black rat), 951 nucleotides. RefSeq names its product chromosome 4 C6orf226 homolog (gene Pex39). The record is from RefSeq and is a predicted model, not a curated record. The coding region runs from base 199 to 525 and encodes 108 amino acids. Lineage: Eukaryota; Metazoa; Chordata; Mammalia; Rodentia; Muridae. The transcript has a single exon.